Messenger RNA from Neocloeon triangulifer, 2719 nucleotides. It is a transcript of the gene mio, whose product is annotated as GATOR complex protein MIOS-B. Gene Ontology annotation, molecular function: protein binding. The transcript has 13 exons. Gene Ontology annotation, biological process: positive regulation of TORC1 signaling; cellular response to amino acid starvation. The record is from RefSeq and is a predicted model, not a curated record. Gene Ontology annotation, cellular component: cytoplasm. NCBI's taxonomy places the organism in Eukaryota, Metazoa, Arthropoda, Insecta, Ephemeroptera, Baetidae. Bases 185 to 2704 code for a protein of 839 amino acids.
AGGCAGACGGGGGAGUGGUUCAAAAUUAAAGGGCCACCAAAACAAAACAGAAAUAUUUAUGUAUCCUAAUUCUCUAUUUAAUUUUUGAUUGUGCCCGAAAAACAAGCGAUCGCGAACUUAAAGGAAACAGUGCUUGAAUGCACGUCAAGCAUUUUGCAUAGGAAAGCUACAUAACUUUCCCAACAUGAAUAGUUCAAGAAUGGAUAUUCUUUGGGCACCGUCACACCCGGACAAAUUCGUCACUUGGGGCACAGAUAUUUACUUGUACGAGGUUUCUAUGCAAAGAGAAAUGCCGAAGCCGUCAUCUUUCAGGAUAUCAGCUUUUGCCAGUGCAAACCUUGUCUCGACCAUCACCAACCUCCAGUAUAUCAAAUGUGUGGCAAUACACCCACACACAGCCAGAGAGAUUCUCAUGGCUGCCGGAUUGGCAAACGGCAAAGUCGCUUUGACUGCCUUCGGACCUGUUGAAUUUGAUGCAAAGGGAUUAUCUGGAAAAGAAUUAAGUCCGAAACACGCAAGGCAGUGCAAUGCAGUGGCUUGGAAUCCAGUUGAAAGAUCAUUGUUGGUGUCAGGCCUGGACAAACACCGUGGUGACCACUCGGUUCUUUUAUGGGAUGCCGUUAAAUCGCCACAGAAACCUGUGGCAGAGUUUGGGUUGUCAGAAGUUAUCCAUUCUCUUGCUUGGGUUCAACAAAAUGUCAUUGCUGUCGGGAUGAAUAACAAGAAUAUAAAGAUCAUAGACAUACGAGAAGGAGCAAAGGUCGUUCCGAGCACAUCAACAAAAUCUGUCUACGGAAUUGCAGUCGACCCCCACAAUGACAAGCACAUCGCCUCUUGUUUUGAAAAUCAAAUCACUAUUUGGGACAUCCGCAACUUUGAAAAACCAAUCGUAACCGUAACUCAGUCAAAACCUGUUGCAAAACUCUCAUGGUGCCCAACAAGACACAACUUGUUGGGUACCUUGAACAGGGAUAGUUCAUCACUAUGUCUUUACGAUGUCCAGCAUGCAAUUGUGGGAGAUGAAGAAGAAACAGCUGCGAUCGAAAGAUUUGUCACUCCGGGACAAGCGGAAGUUGGCCUUGCGUCUUUUUGCUGGCAUCCACAGCAUGAAAACCGGCUUAUUGCCGUGUCUCAGUCAGGAAGGAUUCACGAUUAUACUGUGGCAGAAAGAGUGACUCUCAACUUUUCGCCGUCAAUGCACUUAGUCAGAACUGUUGGACGAAGGACCCUGAAGGUGAUAGACGAAUCAAACUCCAUGUAUAAAAACAUCGAUGACAUUGCUAAUAAGAUGAAGCAGAGGGCUCUAUCAGACUAUGGCCUGAUGGCUGAUUUAAAAGAAAACGGAGAUUUGGCUAAUGACGAAGGUUUGAAAAGACUUUGGUAUUGGCUCGGAAAUCAUCAGACCAAUUUAUCAGAAGAGAGCUCAUCAGAAAAUAGCCAUCCAGGUGUUCGAUCAGUGUUGAAACUGGAAGGCAGCACCCCUAAUGCAACCUGCCCUCGCUCUGACACGGUUUAUAUUCCUUGGAAUGACAUAAACACAACGAGCGCCUGCACUUAUCGAAGCGAGGAGAGAAAAGAGGCACUUCAGUUGUGCGGAUGGCCUGUUCAGGGAAGUCGAGAGGAAGUCAUUCAGUUUAUCAAUCAAUUGGAAGAAGACGGAUUUCCCACGCGAGCAGCCGCAAUUGCCAUAUUUCAUUUGCACAUCCGUCUUGCAAUUGACCUUUUGAACCGCAGCGCUUCUAAGGGGGCUCAGGGCAGCUUGCAGAUUGUAGCCAUGGCACUUUCAGGUUAUUCCGACGACAAAAGUAGUAUCUGGAGAGAUUUGUGCCAGCCUACAAAAACAAAUUUGAAUGAUCCUAAUUUGAGGGCCAUGUUUGCUUUCCUGACUGCAGACAAAGAAAACUUUGAUUCAGUCUUGUAUGAGUCUGGAAUGGCAGUAGAAGACAGGGUUGCGUUUGCCCUAACAUUUUUGUCCGAUCUGAAACUUUCGGAAUACAUUUCUAAGCUCACUACUCAACUAACGGCAGAUGGAGAUUUAGCCGGACUUAUAUUGACUGGUACAAGCAUUGACGGAUUAGACUUGUUGCAGCGUUACUUAGACAUUACAGGAGACAUUCAGAGUGUCUGCAUGCUUGUUAUGAGAACAUUCUCUGCAAGUCUCAUGCAAAAUGAGCGUGUUCAAGACUGGCUAGAAGCAUAUCGGAGUUUACUGAACAGUUGGAAAUUGUGGACCCAGAGAGCACUUUUUGAUGUUGAGCUGAGUCAAUGCCAGACCAACGUGAAGCAACCAAAGCAGCAAGUCUACGUCUCAUGCAAUUUUUGUGGAAAAAGCAUUUCAGCCUUUGUCAACAAUGUGCUUCGAAACCGAAUGGCAAGAUUGGGUUCGUCAUCUAGUAAUAAUAAAUUUAAGAUAUCAUCAUGUCCAAAUUGUCGGAAGCCUCUGCCUCGAUGCGCCAUAUGCUUGGUCCACAUGGGUACACCUUCUGGAGCAAGGUCGUUGGGCCGAAUGCCCCAAGAUGAAAAAUUAUCCGAAUUUUCCUCCUGGUUCACUUGGUGUCAAACUUGUCGGCACGGAGGUCAUGUGAACCACAUGAGCCAAUGGUUUCGAGAACACCAAGAGUGUCCAGUCACUGCGUGCACCUGCCGCUGCAUGAGUCUUGAUGCUGUUGCACCACUAAGAAAUGCCAGUGGUUCCAAAAGAUAACGUUGAGGAGGCUGG